GCGCACGGCCAGGUCAUGCCUGGGGAGGCUGCCCGUGCCGAGCUGCUGCUGCCUGAAGCAGGCCGACCCGGGCCCCGCACAGAUCUAUCCUGUGAUGCAGCUGCUGCCACCAUCCCGAGAGGGGACCAGCAGGAGCCCCACGUCCUGAGCCCAGGGCCCAGCCCCCUUGCCCUCACAUUCCUGCCCAGCAAGCCGAGUACCCGGCCACAGCCUGAGGGAGCCAGCUGGGAUGCAGGACCCUAUGGGGCCCCCUCAGCAUGGGCAGACCCAGCUGAGGGCAGUCCCAGCUCAGUGUUCCUCCCUGAAGUUCUACCCCCCCAGGUUUUGUCCCCUGAGGCUCCUCUCCCGGCCACCUUGGAGGCACGGAUUGUGAUGGGCGAGGAGACGUGCCAGGCCCUCCCACCACCCAGGGCUGCCCAACCAGUGCUCAGGGACUGGGAGGGUGGUGGGCAUGAGAGCCUAAAUCCACCCCCCGAGUCACGUUCUCAGGGUGAUCCUUCUGUGCCUUCCCCUCCCCUAGACCCUGAUUCCUACUUCACACCUCCGUCCACCCCCACCAAGACCACAUAUACCCUGCCCCAUGGCCAAGGGACCCACAGGGACACCUGGGACUCAGAGGCAGAGCUGCUGGAUGAUCUGCUGGACUCAACCCCGGCCUCACCCUCAGGCUCCUACAUCACGGCUGAUGGGGACAGCUGGGCCUCGUCACCCUCCUGUUCCCUCAGCCUGCUGGCCCCCACUGAAGGGUUGGACUUCCCCUCAGGCUGGGGCCUCUCCCCCACGGGGUCUUUGAUGAAUGAACGAGAGCUGCACCCUGCCGGGCCCUCGGGACCCCCGUCCUCCGAGUCCAGCCUCUCAGCAGACAGUGACUCCUCCUUGGGUCAGGAGGCCCACUUCUUCGACCUAGAUUUCCUGGCCAAUGACCCAAUGAUCCCUGCAGCCCUCCUGCCCUUCCAGGGCAGCCUCAUCUUCCAGGUGGAGGCAGUGGAGGUGAUGCCACUGCCCCCGGAGGAGGAAGAAGAAGAGGAGAAGGCUGGGGCUCCCGACCUGGCGGGGGACCUGGCCGGGGAGGGGGAGGAGGACAGCACGUCCGCCUCCUUCCUGCAGUCCCUAUCUGACCUGUCUAUCAUGGAGGGUAUGGAUGAGGCUUUUGCCUUUCGAGAUGACACCUCCGGGGCCUCUUCUGACUCAGACUCAACCUCCUAUGCAGGAGCAGAGGACGAGAGACUAUACAGUGGGGAGCCCCACGCACAGUCUACCACCUUGCCCCAGGACAGUGUUCUGGAGACAGAGGAGGAGAGCAGAGGUGGUGUCAAGGGACCACAGGCUCAGGAGGUGGCUGCACCCUGGGGUCUAGAGGCCACUCCUCUGGUCUCACGGGAAGAGAUCCAUCUCACCCAAAGCCAGGAGUCCAUCGAGGAAACAUCAGAAGAAGGCCUCAUCAUAGGCCAGGAGUCUGCUGCCACUGUGACCACUCAUACUGUGCAGGCAGCCCCAGGCCUCCAGUUGGACGCAGUAAGCAGAGUGACCCUACAGGCUGGGGAGGAGGAAGCAGCCUCUGCCACUGGACAAGCUCCCACUGUCGGAGCAAUGCCUCAGCACCAACAGAAGGGCACAAGCACUCCCUUAAACCAGGAGCCUGUCACUGCAGAAAUACCUUCAACCCUGCAGGAAGAAGCAAGCUUCACAUUAUGCCCAAACCCACCUCAGAACUUGAAGGAAGGACGUCCAGGCCUCCCCUCAGGCCCACAGCCUGUGGCUGCAGUCACGCCUGGGUCCCAGCAGACUGAAGAGGAGCAUACCUUACCCCAGAAGUGUGCUGUGGCAGCACCUCUGUCCCUACAAGAUGCAGACUCCCCCUCAGGCCAGGAGCCUGUGGCUAUGGUCACCCCUCAGGCUCUGCAAGCAGAAGCAGACUGUGUCCCAGGGACAGAGCCCAUGACCUCCAUGGACCAAGAAGUAGAAGUAGGUGUGGCAUUAGAACUGAGGCCAGCACCUGAGGAGAGGGACAGAGUCCUCCCUAGAGACCUGGAGCCUCCAGCCUUGGACCAGGCUCAACAGGAUGACCCAGAACCAACUGCAGAAGCAGAGGCCCCCUGGGCCUCACAUGAAGAUGCAUGUGCCACCCUGGGUGUGGAGGCCCCCGGUCCUCCCAAGUCUGCCUCUGCUGCCGGGGGGGAAUUAGCUGAAGGGCUUUCUGUGCCCAAGUGGGAAGCAUGUCUGGAAGCGCAAGUGUACACUGGUGAUGUUGCUGAGCCCCACUCCGUCCCAAAUAAGGCCCUGGGGGCUGAGAACCAAAGGGAAGGAGGCCCUGCUCCACCAGCACAGGGACAUGGACCUGGAGCAGAACCUCAAGAUGCAGGGGAGGCUCCCAAGGCCUGUCCUGCUGCUUGCCCUGAGGUCCACCAAGCACAGCCCCUGAACCCAGCCACAGAGGGAAGGGGCCCAAGUGGCGAGGUUACUCCACAACCCAGGCUUCCCACAGCUGUGGACACAGAGGCCUGUUUGGGGUCCUGCCCAGAGUCCCCAGCAGAGGCUACAUCUGGGCUGGACAGAGGCUGUCCUGAAGAUUGUGCCCCUGUGUCUGCACCCUCCUCCCAGCAACUGGAGCCUGUGCUGGGCCUGGGCAGUGGUGAGCUGCCCAAAGAAGUACCCAGAACCCUCAGCCCUUCCUCUCCCCCAUCCGGAGGAUAUGGUGCCAGGGGCCCACCCAGUGCACCCCAGGACAAGCUCCCAGGCCCUGACACCUCUACUCCUGGCGUCCUUGCCGGGGCAUCCCCACCCCCACUGGAGCUCCCUUCCCCCUGCUUGUGCCAGGGCCCCCAGGAAGACUCCAUGGGGGAUAAGGAGCCCCCAGGCCUCCCACCGCCCCAGGCAGGAGCCCUGCCAGCAGCUGCUGCUGUCUCAGGAAUCUUGCAGCCUCCAGGAGCUGGGUCGAGGGUCAGCCUCUUGUCCCACUCCCCCCUCAGCCCCAAGGCAGCCCCUAUGGAUGCCAAAGACCUGGCCUUGCUGAUCUCGCCUCCUUGCCAAGUGCCUCCUCGCUCUAGGACCCGGAGCCCAGCUAACCCACAAGGGCUCCCAGCCUCUGAGCAGCAAGAGGAUGAAGACAGCCUGGAGGAAGACUCACCUCAGGCCCCAGGCUCAGGCCAGCGCUCAGACAGUCAUGGGGAGUCGUCAGCCGAGCUGGAUGAGCAGGACACAUCGGCACCUCAGACCACACAGUGCCCAGCCCAGGCCCCAACAGGCAGCAGUGAGGAGACCAUUGCCAAAGCCAAGCAGAGUCGCAGUGAGAAGAAGGCCCGAAAGGCAAUGUCGAAGCUGGGCUUACGGCAAAUUCAAGGAGUCACAAGGAUCACCAUCCAGAAGUCCAAGAACAUCCUCUUUGUCAUCGCCAAGCCUGAUGUCUUCAAGAGCCCAGCCUCGGACACUUAUGUGGUCUUUGGCGAAGCCAAGAUAGAGGACUUGUCCCAACAAGUGCACAAAGCUGCAGCUGAGAAGUUCAAGGUGCCCUCAGAGCCCUCAGCCCUGAUCCCUGAGUCAGCACCCAGGCCCCGGGUGAGACCAGAGUGUGAAGAGGAGGAAGACGAAGAAGAGGAGGAGGUGGAUGAGGCAGGGCUGGAGCUGCGUGACAUCGAGCUGGUGAUGGCCCAAGCCAAUGUGUCUAGGGCCAAGGCUGUGAGGGCCCUGAGAGAUAACCACAGUGAUAUCGUCAAUGCCAUCAUGGAACUGACCAUGUAGCUGCUGACCUGAAGCUGGGUCCAUCCUGCCCCUUCCCCCAGCUCUGCUGCUCAAUAAAUUGGUGUGCCCUCA
Molecule: messenger RNA, 3810 nt
Organism: Otolemur garnettii (small-eared galago)
Lineage: Eukaryota; Metazoa; Chordata; Mammalia; Primates; Galagidae
Gene: NACAD
Product: NAC alpha domain containing
Exons: 8
Coding region: 16-3738 (1240 amino acids)
Biological process (GO): protein targeting to membrane
Cellular component (GO): nascent polypeptide-associated complex; cytoplasm
Source: RefSeq, a predicted model, not a curated record